Ascoidea rubescens DSM 1968 is the source of this 1873-nucleotide messenger RNA. It is a transcript of the gene STE24, whose product is annotated as zinc metalloprotease. The record is from RefSeq and is a predicted model, not a curated record. Gene Ontology annotation, molecular function: metalloendopeptidase activity. Bases 489 to 1838 code for a protein of 449 amino acids. The transcript has a single exon. Gene Ontology annotation, biological process: CAAX-box protein processing. Gene Ontology annotation, cellular component: endoplasmic reticulum membrane. NCBI's taxonomy places the organism in Eukaryota, Fungi, Ascomycota, Saccharomycetes, Ascoideales, Ascoideaceae.
CAGAAACCAAUGAUUUGUUCGUGAUUCUAGUUUAUAUCAAUACAAACCAAAGAUCGACAGACAUCUGAAUUGUAUAUUCUGUUCAAUCAAUCUCCUUUUAUCAACAGAAAUCAACAAACUCCCACUAGAGAGUAAUGAAAGUAAAGAUAUCAAAUCAAGUUUUGAGAUUAUUCAGUCCUUCUGAAAAUAGCCGGAAAAAGGGUCCGGAACCGGGGAUCGAGCCCUUCUUUUCUUUGAAGCUACACGUGCCGUGUUUUGUCUUUUUAGAACAACUCACUGCAUAUUUAACUUUUAUCCCACAAAGACAACAGAUAUCAAAGCAACCAGCAUUAUCAAGGUCAUUGAGAAGCAACAGCAAUACAAUUGAAGAUACUAUUGGAGAUACUAUUGAAGAUAGAAUUGGAAGUGGUGAAUUGAAAUCAUAGAGCUUGUGUACUAGUGUUGAAAAUUCUCUGGUUUUUAGUAUUGAUUUUUGUUUUUGUAUAAGGAUGUUUGGAUUUAUUAAGACACUUGCAACGACGUUUGAUAUUCCAGGGUUCAAUUGGAAAGGAUUGAUUCUUGGGUUCACUACAGCUCAGUUUAUAUUUGAGAACUACUUGACAUAUCGUCAGUAUAAAGUAUUGCAAAAGAGCGAGCCACCUGAGACACUUAAAUUAGAUAUCCCCAAGGAGACAUUUAGUAAAUCUCAGUUAUAUUCCAGGGCUAAGGCUAGGUUUUCAAUCUUUUCAGAUAGUUAUUCGUUUUUAUUGAAUUACACUGUUAUUCAAUUUAAUGUAUUGCCAAAAUUAUGGGGGAUAAGUGCCAAACUAAUGAACAGUGAUAUAACCAAAUUCAUCUUACCAAAAUUUAUGGGGGGAGUUAUAACACAGUCGUUAUUUUUCUUAUUCAGUUUCCAAUUUAUUUCCAGUUUAAUUUCGAUACCUAUUUCAUAUUAUGAACAUUUUGUUUUGGAAGAAAAAUUUGGGUUUAACAAACAGACCAAAGCUCUUUUUUUCACGGAUAUUAUAAAAUCAUUAAUCUUGGGUGUUAUAAUUGGGUCACCAUUAAUUGCAGGAUUUCUUAAAAUUAUUGAUUAUUUUGGCGACAAGUUCAUUUUUUAUAUCUGGAGUUUUUUAUUUGUUGUUCAAUUAGCUAUGCAGACAUUGUAUCCCUUUAUUAUUCAACCAUUUUUCAACAAGUUGACCCCAUUGGAGGAAGGAAAACUAAGAACAUCUAUUGAAGAAUUAGCCAAGAAGCAAAAAUUCCCAUUAACCAAGUUAUACGUCAUCGAUGGGUCUAAGAGAUCAUCACAUUCCAAUGCAUACUUUAUGGGAUUGCCAUGGUCAAAACAAAUUGUGUUGUUCGACACAUUGAUUGAAUCAUCCAGUGUUGAGGAAACAACGGCUGUGUUAGGUCAUGAGAUCGGUCAUUGGUACUUAAGUCACAAUAACAAAAUGAUCGGUAUUGCUCAAUUGUAUUCAUUUUUCUUGUUCACAUUAUUCCAAAUCUUCAUCCACAACAACUCGCUAUACAAUAAUUUUGGGUUUUUGAACAAGCCAUAUCCUGUGAUCAUUGGGUUUUUGUUGUUCAAUGACAUCUUGAAGCCCUUGGACUGCUUUCUAACCUUUGGCAUGAACCUUUUGUCGAGAAAACACGAGUACCAAGCCGAUGCGUACGCCGUCAAGUUGGGCUACUCGCAGCAGCUCUCCAGGGCAUUGAUCAAGUUGCAGAUUGAGAACUUGUCGACGAUGGACGCAGACUUCCUCUACUCGAGCUACCACUACUCCCACCCAAUCCUCAGUGAGAGGCUCAAGGCCAUUGGCUACGUUGCAGACGAGAAGGUCAAAAAGACCAUCUGAACGGGUCGCACUUUGCCUGUUCUGGCUGGUUGGAG